Molecule: messenger RNA, 589 nt
Organism: Microplitis mediator
Lineage: Eukaryota; Metazoa; Arthropoda; Insecta; Hymenoptera; Braconidae
Exons: 3
Coding region: 82-441 (119 amino acids)
Source: RefSeq, a predicted model, not a curated record
CGUGUCUUGUAAGAUAAUAUAAAUACAGCAGUCAAAAAUAUUCCGUCAGUAUUUCAAAGUUAAUUUUUGACACGAAAUAAAAUGACGAUCUCUAAGCUUAUUAUCUUUGUGAUUUUGUAUCUUUGUUUAAUAAUAAAUGACAAUACUUCGGGAGAGCUGAUUAAUUGUCAAUUGGAUUCAGAAUGCCCUGGUGGCACACAUGAUAAAUGUAAUCAAUGCGUUACUGAUUACGAAUUACACUGUGAUCGCCCAGAAACAGAGCCGAGCAUAUCUUAUUCUGAAAUCUGUGACUCCAAACAUUGCGCAUGCGAAACUGGUUAUUAUCGAACGUACGAUAAACAGUGUGUUAUAAAAUCUCAAUGUUACAGACGCCCCAAAAAUUAUUUUAAAUUUCGACCACAACUAGUUUAUGGCUAUCGUGCAAAUACCAUAAUCGUCUGAAAAAUAUUAUCAGAAUGUAAUAAUGAUGAAUACUAAAAUGUAAUUUUCUUCAUGUAUAAUAUUGAUGUAAAAGAAAUAAAACAAUAAUGUAUAUGUAUAUAUGAAUUUUGAAAAAUAAAAAAAAAAGUAAUAGUUCAAAAAAAUUAAA